This is a messenger RNA of Photinus pyralis (common eastern firefly), 2629 nucleotides long. Its product is annotated as cyclin-dependent kinase 20-like. Gene Ontology annotation, biological process: protein phosphorylation. Bases 285 to 1151 code for a protein of 288 amino acids. The transcript has 5 exons. The record is from RefSeq and is a predicted model, not a curated record. Gene Ontology annotation, molecular function: ATP binding; cyclin-dependent protein serine/threonine kinase activity. NCBI's taxonomy places the organism in Eukaryota, Metazoa, Arthropoda, Insecta, Coleoptera, Lampyridae. Gene Ontology annotation, cellular component: nucleus.
UGUCGAACACAGACCGGCAAAGAUUGUAGGCCGCCAGUCGCCAAGCCGCUACUAGAGUGGGCAGUGCCCUCUGUGGAAGUGAAUGCUGCACACUACAAAAAUGUAGCCUAUGGUUAAUGGAAAAAUAUGAAAUUAUACAAAUUACCACAGUAUCUAGAGCUAGAUUGUGACAUGAGACCCCUUACAGAUUUAAUUUUGGAUCCGCCACUGAACUUUAGGUUGUAACUUGUAACCAUGGUAACCUAACCUAACAAACACGAAAUAUUUUCAAAUUUUAUUCACAAAUGAACAAAUAUCGAGUUUUGGGAAGAAUAGGAGAGGGUGCUCACGGAUACGUGAUGAAAGGAAUUAAUAAGGUGACAGGCGUAGAAGUGGCACUCAAAAAAUUGAUUAUACGAAAUUUGGACGAGGGAAUCCCGACAAACAUAAUGCGCGAGAUAGCCAGCUUACGGGUCCUCAAUUCUGUUUAUAUUGUUAAACUACUAGAAAUUAUUCCUCACGGAAUGGGGUUUGUGUUAGUUAUGGAAUACUUACCGACGAGCCUUUACGAAGUGUUGCAUAAUUGUAACAAACCGCUCAACGAAUCGCAAAUUAAGCUCUACUUAAAAAUGCUUUUAUUGGGCAUCUGUUAUAUGCAUCAAAAUCAUAUUAUGCACAGAGAUUUGAAACCGGCAAACUUACUGAUCGCUCAUAGCGGAAUGCUGAAAAUUGCAGAUUUCGGUUUAGCAAGGAUAUACUUGGAAAAUGAACCAAUUCGUCAGUAUUCCCAUCAGGUCGCUACACGUUGGUAUAGAGCGCCUGAAUUAUUGUAUGGUUCUCACAAUUACACUAAUUCAAUAGAUAUGUGGUCGUAUGGAUGCAUUAUGGUUGAAUUAUACAAUAAAACACCUUUAUUUCCGGGGGAGACUGAUAUUGAACAGUUGGCAAUAGUGUUACAUACUUUGGGAACGCCCACCUUGGAGAAUUGGCCAGAUUUACAUUCUCUACCGGAUUAUAAUAAAAUAACAUUUUCUCGUAGUCCUGGACUUGAUUGGAAAGAUAUUGUACCUGGCGUUCUGGAUUCGACAUUAGCUUUGAUCAAAAGAUGUUUACAGUAUAAUCAUGUGACUCGUAUUAGCGCGAGUGAGUUAAGGAUGAAAUCUCUGCUCUGAUUUCAAAAUGAUUCCAAAAGUUAACUGGAUCCCAUUUAAAUUUGAAAUUGACAAAGCGACGCGUGAUCAAACAUCUUAGUAACAGCCCUUCAAAAAUUUAACAGGCUUCCGUUACAGUCUAAAAGCAGGACCCCCGUACGUUAGUUGUAAAGAAUAAGAAUGCUAUGACCUGAAGUACGGUAGGGAAGGAACGCAAAAUAAAAUACUGAAAUGGCCAAAAGUUUGUUUAGUAAUUACUGCUAUUAUAAAGAUUGCGAAAGCUUGGAAAUGUAUAGUCAAAAUAUAAUUGAAUAUAAUUUGAUAUGGUACUUCACCAAGUAAAAAUAGACUGGUAAAAAAAGAACUUCCCAAGUAAAAACCAGCCAACAAAUUAAUAUUUAAAUUGUAUAGCAAAAUGAAUUGUUUGUAAAUUGUAAUGUUAUAUCAAUGCAUCACAAUAAAAUUAUAACAACAUUAACGUUCGACAUACUCAUACAUGAUAUAGCAUCUGUACGGUAGGCUUCGACAGAUGACAUAUUUACACCGACUUAGCAAAAGGUUGACUUAUUCAGUCAUUUCAUGUCAAGGGUCAACUAAACAAAUCGAUUAGCAAUAUCAGCAAGGUGGCUCUUUUCUAAGCCACAUAAAAACAAAUACACAAAUAUAUCUCUGGCAUAUGUUAGGUGUCUUAUUUGCAUUUGUACCUUCAGCGCACAGGUCGAGAUUAGGUUACAGUGUUUAAUUAAUGAAACAUGCGAGACAAAAUAUUAGUAUAGAUUAAUUACUUCAAUGCCAAGUGCAAUUAUUCGACAAUAUUGACUUUUGAUUAAUAAAUCCAGAAAAAGGUAGUGAGCACAGUCAUUUUUAAAAUUAUCGAGUUUAAGCAAUGGAGAAACAGUAAAGGCACAUACACAAAGUUGGUUCAGUUUAGGUUAGUGGGAGCAGUCAGCAAAUGAUUAAAACCCUCUUUGGGCCAAUUCAGCAUUAACAACAAUAUAUGUAAAAAUUAGUGAAUCGCAACUCAUCGCACAAACAUUGUAAGUUGAAGAGUUUUUGCUAACAGAAUUCCAACCCUUGAAUACAUAUAACUUGCCUUUCACCCGGGGUAUCGGAGCCUACAGUUGAGAUUCGAGAUCAGUCCCAGCAUUAGAUGUCAUAACUAAAGUGGUUACAGUUAUUUACCAUCCCUGUGACUGUCUCUUCACGGAGAAACGUGUUAGUUUAUUUGCAAUAUCUUUAACGUUGCAGGAAUUGCGUGAUAGUCGAACUGUUAUCUUCCUCUUCUAAAAUCGCAAGUAGAACAGGUUUUUGCAUACACUAUUUUCCAAUGAUAUAGGUAACGUAUACCUGUAAUGAAUCCCGUUUUGGCUUAAAUUGAUCUCCACUUUGCACAACUCGAAAAAUAUUCGGUAUAUUAAAAGAUGUGACAUUGAAGAAGAAACAAUAAUCUUUUUGGAGUUUUUAUUUAACAAUAAUAAUGAUUGGUUAUUUUCUUUUUU